Jaculus jaculus (lesser Egyptian jerboa) is the source of this 3590-nucleotide messenger RNA. It is a transcript of the gene Aars2, whose product is annotated as alanyl-tRNA synthetase 2, mitochondrial. The transcript has 22 exons. Gene Ontology annotation, biological process: tRNA modification; alanyl-tRNA aminoacylation. The record is from RefSeq and is a predicted model, not a curated record. NCBI's taxonomy places the organism in Eukaryota, Metazoa, Chordata, Mammalia, Rodentia, Dipodidae. The coding region runs from base 4 to 2961 and encodes 985 amino acids. Gene Ontology annotation, molecular function: nucleic acid binding; alanine-tRNA ligase activity; ATP binding. Gene Ontology annotation, cellular component: mitochondrion; cytoplasm.
AAGAUGGCGGCGUCGGUGGCAGCUGCAGCGGCGCGGCUGCGGCGGGCCAUUCGAAGGUCGUCUCCAUGGCCGGGGCCCAGCCGGCAGCCGCUGUCAACCGAGCCCCCUCCAGCCCGCGGAUCGGCUGUGAGAGACGCCUUCCUGAGCUUCUUCCGGGAUCGCCAUGGCCACCGGCUCGUGCCCUCCGCUUCCGUGAGGCCCCGCGGCGACCCCAGUCUGCUCUUCGUCAACGCCGGCAUGAACCAGUUCAAGCCCAUCUUCCUGGGCACCGUGGACCCACGAAGUGAGAUGGCAAGCUUCCGUCGGGUGGCCAACAGCCAGAAGUGCGUGAGGGCUGGAGGGCGCCACAAUGACCUGGAGGAUGUGGGUCAGGACCUCUCCCAUCAUACCUUCUUUGAGAUGCUUGGCAAUUGGGCCUUUGGGGGUGAAUAUUUUAAGGAGGAGGCUUGCAGCAUGGCCUGGGAACUACUGACUCAGGUCUACAGGAUCCCUAAGGACAGGCUGUGGGUCUCCUACUUUGGUGGUGACCCCAAGACGGGGCUGGAUCCAGACCUGGAGAGCAGAGACAUUUGGCUUAGCUUGGGGGUCCCUGCCAGCCGUGUGCUUGCCUUUGGACCACAAGAGAACUUCUGGGAGAUGGGUGACACUGGCCCUUGUGGGCCCUGUACCGAGAUCCACUAUGACCUGGCUGGUGGGGCGGGAGCCCCCCAGCUGGUGGAGCUUUGGAAUCUGGUCUUCAUGCAACACAACAGAGAGGCGGACGGAAGCCUGCAGCCGCUGCCCCAAUGGCAUGUGGACACGGGAAUGGGCCUGGAAAGGCUGGUGGCUGUGCUACAGGGCAAACACUCCACCUACGACACUGACCUCUUCUCCCCACUGCUCAGUGCCAUACAGCAGGGCUGUGGGGCACCCCCUUACUCUGGCCGGGUAGGGGCAGCAGAUGCAGGACGCGUAGACACAGCCUACCGCGUGGUAGCCGAUCACAUCCGCACGCUCUGCGUCUGCAUCGCUGAUGGCAUUUCCCCCGGAAUGACAGGUGCCCCGCUGGUCCUCCGUCAGAUUCUACGCCGAGCUGUGCGCUUCUCCAUGGAGAUCCUGAGGGCGCCACCUGGCUUCCUUGGCAGCCUGGUGCCAGUGGUGGUAGAGUCCUUGGGAGCAGCUUAUCCAGAACUGCAGAAACACUCAGCCCAGAUAACCAGCCUCGUGUCUGAGGAUGAGGCUGCCUUCCUGGCCUCCCUACAGCGGGGACGGCGCAUCAUCGAUCGCACGCUCAGGCGCCUGGGGCCUUCGGAUUUAUUUCCUGCGGAAGUGGCUUGGUCGCUGUCACUGUCUGGGAACCUGGGGCUCCCCCUGGAUCUGGUGGAGUUGAUGCUGAAGGAGGAAGGGGUACGGCUGGACACUGCAGGACUGGAGCGGCUAGCCCAGGAGGAGGCCCAGCACCGAGCCCAGCAUGCCGAGCCAGUUCAGGAGCAGAGACUGCGCCUCGACGUGCAUGCGCUGGGGGAGCUCCGGCGCCGAGGGGUACCCCCAACUGAUGACACCCCUAAGUACAACUACUGUCUGCAUCCCAGCGGGGAUUAUGAGUUUAGCCUCUGUGAGGCCCAGGUGUUACAGCUUUAUUCAGAGGACGGGACAGCUGUAGCCUCCGUGGAGGCAGGACAACGCUGUGGCCUCCUCUUGGACAGGACCAGCUUCUAUGCUGAACAGGGGGGUCAGGCCUCAGACCGUGGCUACUUGGUACGAGCAGGGCAGCCGGACGUGCUGUUUCCUGUGGCCAGGGCUCAGGUCUGUGGAGGUUUCAUCCUGCAUGAAGUGAUGGCCCCCGAGCAGCUUCGGGUGGGGGACCAGUUGCAGCUGCAUGUGGAUAAGGCCUGGCGUCUGGGCUGCAUGGAGAAGCACACGGCCGCCCAUCUGCUGAACUGGGCGCUGCGGCAGACUCUGGGCCCCGGCACCGAGCAAAGGGGAUCCUACCUCAACCCCGAGCGACUGCGCUUUGAUGUGGCUACCCAGGCUGCACUGACCUCAGAGCAGCUGCAGAUGGUGGAGAGCUCUGUGCAGGAGGUUGUGAGGAAAAAUGAGGCUGUGUUCACGGAGGAGGUACCCCUGGCACUCACUGCCCACGUCCCUGGACUGCGCUGUCUGGACGAGGUGUACCCAGACCCCGUGCGGGUGGUGUCAGUGGGGGUGCCCGUGGCCCAGGCCCUGGCGCCAGCCUCCCAGGCUGCGCUGCAGACCUCCGUGGAACUCUGCUGCGGGACGCACCUGCUGCGCACAGGAGCCAUAGGAGACCUGGUGAUCGUCGGAGAGCGGCAGCUGGCCAAGGGUACCACCCGCCUGCUGGCCGUCACUGGGGAGCAGGCCCAGCAGGCCCGAGAGGUGGGCCAGAGCCUGGCCCAGGAUGUGAAAGCUGCCAAAGAGCGGCUGACUCGGGGCAGCCAGGACCUGGCAGAAGCGCAGCGGCUCUCCAAGGACAUAGGACGACUCACCGAGGUCAUCGACACUGCUGUGAUGCCCCAGUGGCAGCGGCGGGAGCUGCAGAGCACACUGAAGACACUUCAGCGCCGUGCCAACACUGCCAUCCGGAAGCUGGAGAAGGGCCAGGCUGCGGAGAAGUCCCACGAGCUGCUGAGGCGGCACGAGAAGCAGCCUCUGAUAGUGGACACCGUCCCCGCCGAGUCCCUCUCGGUGCUGGUCAAGGUGGUCCGGAGGCUGUGCGAGCUGUCCCCCAGCUCCUCUGUGCUCCUGCUCAGCCCCCAGCCCUCCGGCAGCGUGCUGUGUGCCUGCCAGGUGGCCCAGGGUGCCACGCCUGCCUUCACCGCCGAGGCCUGGGCACUGGCUGUGUGCAGCCCUAUGGGGGGCAAGGCCUGGGGCUCCCAGGUAGUAGCCCAGGGCACUGGAAGUACUGCUGACCUGGAGGCUGCCCUCAGGAGAGCUCGAGCGUAUGCCCUCAACCAGCUCUGACCCCGGCCCACCUGGGAUACAUGUGAACAAAAGUCAUGCACCCAGCACCCUGAGGGGGCCUGGAGCAGAGGACCCGGGGGCACAGGGAGGCAUGGACGAGGGCAAGCAGAAGUGGACCGAGCAAGACCCCCCCCAAAUGUGAAGACAGGCUACUGGGAUAGCCCAGGACCAAGCACUUCCCAGAGGACAGAUGCGCUGCAGGGUUUCUCUGCUGAAAAUAACCCGGGAAUGUCGCUCAGCGGGUCGAAUGCCUAGCAUGCCCCAAGCCCUGGGUACCUAAUAAACCAGGUGUGGUGACAUGAGCCUGUAAUCCCAGCCCAGGUAGGUGAAGGCCAGAGGAACAGAAGUUCAAGGUCAUGUGCAACUCCAUAGGAGUUAAAGGGCAGCCUGGCCUCCGUGAGACCUUGCCAAAAAAGAAAGAGUGGCCUUUCCCAAACUCAGCAUGGCAUGGGCGCCCUUAUCACUAGUCUGGUGGAAAGGCACCCAGGAUCCCAAUCUGGCCCAUCCCAUGACCAGAGUGCCCAGAUGGGUUCUGCAUGCUGGGCAUGGCCAGGCAUCCAUGAAGGGUCCACCACAUACCAAGACUCCAAAUUUUCAUUUCUUUUUUUUUUUGUUUGUUUUUGUUUUCG